Molecule: messenger RNA, 993 nt
Organism: Suillus fuscotomentosus
Lineage: Eukaryota; Fungi; Basidiomycota; Agaricomycetes; Boletales; Suillaceae
Exons: 5
Coding region: 1-993 (330 amino acids)
Source: RefSeq, a predicted model, not a curated record
AUGAUGUACCCUCAGAUGGAAAAUGCAUUUUCUGCAUACCUUGGUGGUCGAUACAUCGUGGACGACUGGAAGGAUGCUAGAGACACAUUAUUCUCUGGUGAUGGCAAUGACAGCAUCGCCUUAGCAAACCUUUAUGCAUUAAAGGCCAAGCACAUACCCCUACCAUCGUCUUCAUCAAGGGUAAACAGCUGCCUCUCAAGCACUCCCAUUCAACAACCGUGUAAACAUCCCCAAUUGAGGACGGACUCAAGCACUCGUGUUCAACAACUGCAUAAAUGUCUCAAACGGAAUCCAUACAUCAUUACUGAAGCAGAUGAAAGUGAAAGAGAAGAGGUUGCACACUUUUCUGGACCAUCAGCUAAGGAUAGGUUGGCUUCAGCAUUCGAUAACAUUUUCGAUAGGAUCGGAGAGAGGCGAUCCUUCUCAUUAGAGACUCACUCUUGCAAGGCCGCUUCAUUCUCCUGUGCAAUUGAAGGCAGAAUGUACCUCCUCCAUGUUCAGAGAAAUGGCGUAGAUUACAUCUCUGAACACCUUAGGAGUCAAGGAUUUCCUGUUACGGUGUCGGCUUGGGCAGCAGGCCAGUUGUAUGUUGUCGCAGAUAGCCCUAAAGCUAUCUCAACGUCGCUUCCAACCUCACAUAGUUUUGCCGUUAAACAAUACAUUCAGAUUUCAGACGAGGAGCAUCAGGCAGUCGAACAUUUAAGGUCCAAACUUCCCGACCCAGGGUGGGUGAGGAUCAAAUAUGGAAAGUAUAAGGGCGACAUGGGAUACAUCUUUGAUUCUGAUCAAUCCAAUGGUUUUGUUACCAUCUUGAUCACUUUCUGGGACUUUCCCUAUCCCAUGCCUGGUCGUUCUGUGGCCCUACUAGACCGAUCCCGCCUCCCUAAUAAUGAUCAAGCCAUUCGCAACAUUAUCCGCGAUGGAAAAGUCGUGGGAUGCUCUUAUACAGGCGAACUAUACUAUAUGGGACUCUUAGUGAAACAAUUUCACUAG